GCUCUACCCGCCCGACAAUGGUCCUCUGUCAUUCUCAUCCAAAGUGUGUUAUAUAAAGUACCGAGACCCCUCCAGUGUUGGUGUGGCGCAACAUCUCACCAAUACUGUGUUUGUUGACAGAGCUUUGAUAGUAGUGCCAUGUGCGGAAGAUGACUAGACUGGCCCAGCUGUUACACUACACUAGCCUGAGUCAGGCAUUGUUUUCCAAGCCACUAUCCCCGAUCGGGCCAACGCAGCCUUCAAGGGGGAAUGUGACCAGGAGAAUAGCCCGCUGAGCCUUCCAAGAUGGACACCUUGUCUCUUUUUAUUUAUUUUUCUUUUCUUUUGGUUUGUUUCCUUUCAUACUUUCCCAUGUUGUCCACUUUCUCCUGUCUCUAUCUAGAAACUACAGUAUUGCUUAUCUCUAGCGUUGUGUUUAUAUUUGUUAUUUUGGUUUGUUGUUUUGAUUAUUGUCCAACCCCCACCCCCCUCUCUCUUUCUGCUACAGCUGCGGCUUGUGUGUGAUUGAAUUCUGUCCAGGUUGCUACGGCAUACCGGUGGGAUGUGUAUCACACAUGGGAUGCUAGGAGGAUCACUAACACUUAACUCUCUUGUCACCUACUCCUGUUGACAUAGCGAGGGGCUAGACAUUAUAAAAGUGAGACCCAGUAAUAGAAACUUUAUUUGCACUUUUUCAUCUGUGCUGAAAUCUGUUGUAAAAAGCAACAUUAAGAAGUUUCUCCUCACAAUAAUACAUGACAGCUCUGAUGUGGAUGUUUAGUAUUUAAUAAUAACACAGACAUUCUCCAUUCAACAUCACUUUCUUUUUUUAACUUGGAAAUUCGUGACACAUGCAUUAAUGCUUUGCGGCGUAAUUUGUUCUGAAAUAUAUUUCCUAGCUCUAGAAGAACUUUUCGAGUUAGACACAUGGUAAUUCAUGCUCAGUGCCUCCAGCUAUGAUGAACUGAAUUUUAAGUUAUUUUGUCUCUUAUUAGUCUAAACAUAGCCCUCUUCUCCAGCAGUAGGAAGCAGCAGAUUUUAAUCCAGAGUGGAAUGAGCAAAAAUUCCUAAUUGGUUGUUUUUUUUGUAGCUAAGUCUUGGCUAACAUUUCCUACAGUUCUUAAAAUUGUUGUUCUUUUCUGUAUCUGAUGUCCUGUGUGCUAUUAGUGAUGCAGCCAUUGGGGUUGUCUUGUGUUGCACACCUUUCCAACACUGCGAAACGAUCGCCCCACGGAAAAGCGCCCAUGCUUGAUAUCGUAUGGUUCAUGACCAAUAUGUUUCCAGUACAGGGAAAAUCCCAGAGGAGGCCAAGGCAUUGUCACUUUUGGCACCUGCCACCCCAGUACCCAGUCUGAUUCCUGGUGGGGGACUGCUACCAAUUCCUACUCCAGCCCCACUUCAGAAUCUGAACCUUCCCAUAGUGAAUCGGAUAUCAGCUAGUCUGGACCCCGCAGCAUCAGCGCUCGCCCAGCCCCCCCUCAUGGGAAAUGUGGAUCCGUCAAAGAUUGAUGAGAUCAGGAGGACCGUGUAUGUUGGCAACUUGAACUCACAGACCACCACUGCAGAGCAGCUGUUGGAGUUCUUCAAGCAGGUGGGAGAUGUAAAGUUUGUGCGAAUGGCUGGAGAUGAGACUCAGCCGACACGUUUUGCCUUUGUGGAGUUUGUUGAGCAGGAGUCAGUCUCCAGAGCCCUGACCUUCAACGGAGUCAUGUUUGGAGACAGACCCCUGAAGGUUAAUCAUUCCAACAACGCCAUAGUAAAACCCCCAGAGAUGACGCCACAGGCAGCUGCUAAGGAGCUAGAAAGUGUGAUGAAGAGGGUGAGGGAAGCCCAGUCUACCAUUGCUGCUGCUAUAGAGCCAGUGGAAAUAAAGAAGCGUUCCUCCAGUCGGUCUAGAAGGGGACGUAGGUCACCCUCGCGGUCACGUUCCCGUUCACACUCCCGGACGCGGAGGAAAAGGUCCCGUUCAAAACACAGCAGACCGCCACAGAGGUUGUGGCCGAGGAGUGACUCCCACAGUUCCCGAGGCAGCCACAAGAGGCGCUCUCGCUCCAGAGACAGGAGACACAGUCGAAGUCGCUCGAGGUGUGUUGGAAACAAACAACAUAAAAGGGGCCACAGGAGGAGGAGUAAGGAUCGGUCCAGAAGCCCUCGAAGAAAAGCCAAAACACCCUCACCAAAAAGAGGUAAGAAAGAGAAGAGGAGGGAGCGCAGCAGGGACAGAAAGGACCGCUCCACAUCCAGGAAGAGGAGCCGCAAGGAUGAGGACAGGAUAAAGAGCAAGGCCAAGCCAACGAAGGCGGAAAGAGACUAUGACAGAGAAGAAAAGGACGACUUUGAAAGUGACAGAGAAGACUCGGUCACACUGAGCGAGGACAUGGCAUCAUCACCCUGCACCCAGCACAACGGCAGCUACAAGUCCCACAACGAGGAGGAUGUAUACAUGGGUGCAGAUGGCACCAAGUGACUAUUACACCACCAUGGAAACUGCUCUAAUGAUCCCAUUGCGUGCGUAUACAUACAUGAACACCAGAUUACCACUAACAGCCAUCGUCUCCUGUUGUACAACCUGAUUUUAUUGUUAAUUGUCCUGUAAUCCAACUCAUUUUCAGUAUCCCACUGAAAGGGCAAGUGAGCGCUCGGUGCAGCAGAGAUAGACCCACCUUUCCUGUUUAAGCCCUUAGGACUUGCAGGGGCCUGCGUUAUGAUAUCUUAAACUACACUAAACACUACAGGUUUAGAAACUACCAUCAAAAACAAUAAUUGAAUAAUAAUAGCUUCUCAGACUGUGGCAUGGCUGCCCUAUUGGAUCGCAUCAUUUUAUACAGGUGAUACUGUGUCCACCUCCUGUGCAUGUGUUCACUACUUGAAGAGCUCAUUUCCUAUUAUUCUUUCUAUAGAGAUUCUAAAACUGCGGUGUACCCCAGUAGACUACAAAGUCGUGCACGCCUGAACCAGCUGCAGAGCUUCUCACGAUGGCCCAAAUCCCGCAGGAAGAGUUUCCACGUGUUUGUCCAGCAAUAUGAAGAUUUUAAUCGCAGCGUUGUCCCUGGUUACGUUGAUAUUACUCCUCCAGUAACAUCAUGCUGUUUUCUUAAGAAAAGAAAUGUUUAUCCAAAUAUUGCAAACAACAAUAUGCAACAAGGUUGCCUACACAGAUAGGUUACAGGAAAAAUCCCCAAAUGAGUCAGUGACACACAAAGAUAAGAAAGUGUGUCGUUUUGCAGAAAAGUGAGUUAAUCUGCUCAAUGCGUCCGUAAAUGCACUUUAAGGCAUAAAAAAGGGCCUGGACUGGCAGCUACUGUGGAUUGCAACGCAUUUGAAGCUUGGCAGCAUUUAAUACAAAGUAUUAAAAUAGGAAAUAACUCUUACUAUCCAAUAAUGUGUAUGUCCAUCUGCUCCUGUCUGUAACAGUAACAGUAAAGUAACUUCAGUUUUAGUGGAAACUGAAUGAAUUCAUUUGUAGGGCUGCUUUACAUUAUGUAAUGUAAUGUGUAUCUUAGAGCCCCCAGUUGAGUCGCCACUGUUUUCAGAGCUUUGCUAGCACUGAGUUGGUUGAUGCUAUGUGUUGCAUCACUUGCAUUUUGUCAAUACAUAAAUUAAAGUGAUUGUAGUAUAAUCCAGGCCAUCAUCAUGUUAGGUUCAGUAUCUAGAGUUAGUAUUUGUUGCUCACUAGCACACCAAAAGGCCAAGGAAGUACCAAUCAAAACAAGGUUCCUAUGAGCUUUUAUUAGCCAGCUGAGUAUGAGUUCAUUACCGACGCCUCACUGAGGUCUCAUGGGGUGUAACUGUUUUUGCCGUGGGGCUGUGACAACAACUUCCUAUAUUCUGUCUGUUUCUAUACUACAUAUUUAAAACAUGUUCCUUGGUUAAAAAAAAAAAAAAAGGAACCCAAGUGUAAGAACAUGAGGGCCCCUCUCAGUGUAUGGAUGAAAUAAAAACAGGAUUCCUGCUCAUGCUAAAAUGCUCAUUUGCCCUUUGUGUGGUGUUAAAGGAUGAUUCAAUCUACCUGGUCCGUGAAGUGUCCUUUUUUAUUUCCUCUUUUGCUCCAUUUUUUUCUCCAUCCUCUGGGAAAUGGAGUGUCCUACAUAAUGUACGGUGUUGAUUUUAUGACUUGUGCUGUAAUUAUGAGAAUGCAGAAUUGUAUUCUACUGUUUCUGUGAACCUGUUGCUAAUAUAUUUUAGUGAAAAAAAGAUACAUUUCUCAUUUGGUCGACAUGAAUAAAGUGUUUUAUUUCCUGUUUUUUUGUUUUAUGGGUGUACAUUUACUUGCUUUUUUUUUACAUUUCUGAUCACAAGUAGUCGCAACAAGAUCACAAUGUAUCAUGUUCUUUUACCUGUUAUUGUUGUAAUGCUGUGAGAUAAAAACAAUUUACUGUUUUAUAGAUACAACACAGGCCUAUACUGUAAAAUGACGGUGGUGUGCAAAAUGUCUGUUGGCUCAUAUUGCUCAAGAAAGCGAGACGCAAACAGAAGCUUGCAAUGGCUGUGUAGAUGAGACUGAACAAUAUAUGUCAAAGGUCAACGAACUGCAAGCACAGAAGGGUCAAAAAGUGCCUAGACUAAGAUUGUACAGAAUAUUCUAAUAAAAUAUGGAGACUUAUUGACAGAUGCAACCUGAAUUUAUUGUUCAUGAUGUUUAAUAGAUAAAACUAAUGAGAUGUUAUAUUAAAGUAUUGUCUGUUGUCUUUAGUAAUUAAUAGCAGAAUAGAAUGAACAUUGAUGGGACUUUUUGUGUUUGUUUUUUGUUUGUUUUAACGUUCUGUUAUUUUUGGUGUUGCCGUUUGCAUUAUUGUGAUUGUGUCAAAAGAGUCUUUGUGCAAACUGGCCCCAGAUUGAGAUCAGUGGGGUUUUUUUAAGUUUCUAAGAAAGCUUACUUCAUCUUAAAAGCUUUACUUUUAAAAUGAGACGUAAAGACUUUAUGACUGUCCUCGCCAAAUUCCACUUGUAUGGCUUUUACAAACCUAAUUUGUCUGUAUUUUUUUUUCUUUUCUUUUCCUGCUUUUUUACGUACACAGGCUUCAGUUUGAAGUGGUGAACUCGUGAUAAAGUUUAGUAAAAAAAAAAAAAAAAGCAUUUCCAACAGAACUGACAGUAUGUAAAGAAUUUUAUUUUUUAUAUGCGCUAUGCUCGGUAUAUACUGUAGAACCGGCUGACGGUUUGCUCCUGGGGGGAUCGGCACUCGAUGUCUGUGUUUGGGACUUGAUGUAAAGGUUUGAUAACACUGUUUUUGAAGAGCUUGGAUGUAUGUAUGUGAUCCUCCUCAAUUUGAAUCUAACAAUACAUCUGAUCUGUUUCCAAAAACACUCAAUAAAGAGACUUUUCAUUCA
Molecule: messenger RNA, 5309 nt
Organism: Dicentrarchus labrax (European seabass)
Lineage: Eukaryota; Metazoa; Chordata; Actinopteri; Moronidae
Gene: srek1
Product: splicing regulatory glutamine/lysine-rich protein 1
Exons: 12
Coding region: 1238-2446 (402 amino acids)
Cellular component (GO): nucleoplasm
Molecular function (GO): RNA binding
Source: RefSeq, a predicted model, not a curated record